Phaeodactylum tricornutum CCAP 1055/1 is the source of this 963-nucleotide messenger RNA. RefSeq lists its product with no specific name. Bases 74 to 931 code for a protein of 285 amino acids. The transcript has 2 exons. Lineage: Eukaryota; Bacillariophyta; Bacillariophyceae; Surirellales; Neidiaceae. The record is from RefSeq and is a predicted model, not a curated record.
UCGGAGUGGUGGGAUCCCAAGAAGAAUUAAAUCUGGACCAUUUUUGGCAGUUCAAUUUCAUUUUCAAAGAGUCAUGUUUGUCAAGCCCUUGUUGAGUCGAGCAUCGUCCCGAGCCGCGACGCUUGCGGCUCGAUCGUCCCGUGCGUUGGCACCUACCACGCGACUGGCAUCCCGAUCCUUGAGUACGGCCGUGGGAGCGCAGUUGCAAGCCUUGACGACGGAAUAUCCGCACUUGGAUGUCGUUCGAUACGAACACAAGAAUCGCGUCUGGAGUUUGCAGCAUGUGCAGUACUAUUCCGAUGCACUGGCGAUCGGUCUGAUGGAAAACAAUUUGCAACCCGGGGAUGUCGUGCUUUCCUGGUUGCCCGAACAUUUUUCCGAACAGAUGGUAUUGCAGUUCGCCUGUGCCAAGUCUGGCCUAGUCUUGUACACGCUGGAUCCGAUGCUCGCUACCACCGACCGAGAGAAGGCGAAAGAAGCUUUGGCCAAGGCUUUGGAAAUCACCAAGGCCAAUGUAUUGGUUUCCCAAGAAGCUGGAAAUGACGUGAAUUACAUUAGCUUGGGACACAGUGUGAUUCCCGAACUGCGCAUUUUCGACUUUAGUCUGGGCAUACCCUUUAUUACACCGCGAUUUCCGCAUUUACGCUUUCCGAUUCACACAGGUUUUGAUCAGGACGAUAAAGAAGGGUGGCUGCCUUUGCGUCACAUGGUAGUACCAUCAGGAAACCUAGAAACCUUUGUGGACCCUGCCAAAAUCUCGAAGGAUACGCCUUUGGCGGGAGAGUUGCUUAUCGGUGCAGAUGGAGUUCCCACCGGUGUAGGCAAGACGUUGUCGAACGAACAAGUGGUCAAGAACAAAAUCUGGCCAACUUUUGCCAAGGUUUUGGCCAAGGAAUACCACGAAAUUAAAGGCGUGGGUGUCGUCUUUUAGCAUAAACACUAAGUAUCAGCGUGGCGUGCCGC